Conger conger (European conger) is the source of this 1207-nucleotide messenger RNA. Its product is annotated as mucin-2-like. The record is from RefSeq and is a predicted model, not a curated record. Bases 2 to 1207 code for a protein of 401 amino acids. NCBI's taxonomy places the organism in Eukaryota, Metazoa, Chordata, Actinopteri, Anguilliformes, Congridae. The transcript is spliced from 2 exons.
UAUGACUCCAGCCACAACUGCACCAACUGAAACUGCAGUUCCAACCACAAUUCAAACUCCGGCCCCAGCAGUUUCUGAAACUACAACUAUGACUCCAGCCACAACUGCACCAAGUAAAACUGCUGUCCCAACCACAACUGAAACCCCCGCCCCAACAGCUGCUGAAACAACAACUAUGACUCCAGCCACAACUGGAGGAACUAAAACUGUGGUUCCAACCAAAAUAGCAACAAAAACCACAACUGUUGCUGAAACAACAACUAUGGCUCCAGCCACAACUGUUCCUCCAAAUGCUGUUACAACUACAUCAGUUACCCAAACUACAAGAGAAGCUGCAAGCACUACAAAUAUUCCAACAACAGCAAGUAAUGCAGUACCAAAAGCAACUGAAACGUCAACAGCAGCAGCUGUUCAAACAUCUUCAAGAUCAGCAACCACAACGGUUGCAACAGCUCCUCAAACUACAACUAAAUUGUCAAGCAGCACAGUUCUUCCAGCGUCUACGAGUCAUGUCCAAACAACUACAACUGAAACCCCCUCCUCAACCAUUGCUGAAACUACAACUAUGACUCCAGCCACAACUGCACCAACUGAAACUGCAGUUCCAACCACAAUUCAAACUCUGGCCCCAGCAGUUUCUGAAACUACAACUAUGACUCCAGCCACAACUGCACCAAGUAAAACUGCAGUUCCAACCACAACUGAAAUCCCCGCCCCAACAGCUGCUGAAACAACAACUAUGACUCCAGCCACAACUGGAGGAACUAAAACUGUGGUUCCAACCAAAAUAGCAACAAAAACCACAACUGUUGCUGAAACAACAUCUAUGGCUCCAUCCACAACUGUUCCUCCAAAUGCUGUUACAACUACAUCAGUUACCCAAACUACUAGAGAAGCUGUGAGCACCGCAAAUAUGCCAACAACAGUAAGUAAUGCACCACCAAAAGUUUCUGAAACUCCAACAGCAGCAGCUGUUCAAACAUCUUCAAUAUCAGCAACCACAACGGUUGCAUCAGCUGCUCUAACUACAACUAAAUUGUCAAGCAGCACAACUCUUCCAGUGUCUACAAGUCAUGUCCAAACAACUACAACUGAAACCCCCGCCCCAACCAUUGCUGAAACUACAACUAUGACUCCAGCCACCACUGCACCAACUGAAACUGCAGUUCCAAGCACAAUUGAAACUCUGGCCCCAACACACAAUUGA